Molecule: messenger RNA, 595 nt
Organism: Colletotrichum phormii
Lineage: Eukaryota; Fungi; Ascomycota; Sordariomycetes; Glomerellales; Glomerellaceae
Exons: 3
Coding region: 1-393 (130 amino acids)
Source: RefSeq, a predicted model, not a curated record
AUGGUUUCCCUGUCUCUUCUCGCACCUUCCAAGGUCGCCUCGGCGCUGGUCCUCGUCCUCGGACUGGCUGACAUCUGCAAUGCGGCGGCCAAGUACCACAUGGGCCACAAGCUGCCCACCAACGUCGGCGGGACAUACUACGUGGACGGCUUCCACGGCGGUGUCAUGAACGCAAAGUUCCAGUCCAUGACCAACUCCGUCCCUGGCAACUCUCAAUACGUCGACCUGACGUACAACUUCAACCUUGGCAACUUUGACCAGGCCUACUGGAUUCUUCUCCCCACGUCCUUUGGCGGCGCCAACGAGUGCUUCGCGGUCUAUAAGAACUGCGAUGUCACAAUCAGGUUCUGGGACAAGAAAGACCCGUUGCCCAACUGGUACACCCUGGCAUAAAUCAACCCGGGUAGAAGUUGAUUUGCUUGAAUCUGUUGCUUCGAAGCCAUCGCCGUCGUUCAACUUUGGACGAAGAAGGCGGUUGCAUUGGAAGUGGGCUAGCCUGGCUUUUGUCGAUCUAGGUGACUUUGGGGUGGAGAGGAGGCUCACGUAGGGCUGCUGUAGUAUACUGCGACAACGUAAAUAAUAAUACCACAAUGUG